Mauremys reevesii (Reeves's turtle) is the source of this 4412-nucleotide messenger RNA. Its product is annotated as zinc finger protein 777-like. Gene Ontology annotation, biological process: regulation of DNA-templated transcription. Bases 157 to 2157 code for a protein of 666 amino acids. The transcript is spliced from 8 exons. The record is from RefSeq and is a predicted model, not a curated record. Lineage: Eukaryota; Metazoa; Chordata; Testudines; Geoemydidae.
GCCGGCCAGGCCAGCGGGGGCGCUCAGGGCUCUUACGGGCCCACCAAGGCGUCUCUCCCGGGCCGGCACUGCCCGGCUCCCGCGUGGCACCGCGGGGCGGGUUGUGCCCACGGGAGUUGGAAGGUUGUGGAACCAGACUCGGAGCAACAGGGUGUGAUGCCUUUCCAACCCCUUGCCGUCCCGGAACAAAGUGUGAGAGAAACUCAGCUGGGCACAGCAGCGAUUUCCCUGGCUGUAAUGACUUCAAUCCAAGCCCUGGAGAGGAAGGUGGAGGCUCACACCACACGGUGGCUGAACCUGGAGGGGAGAACGGGGACGACUGAGAAGAAAUUAAUAGACUGUGAGAGGACAGUGGUGGAGUUUGGGAACCAGCUGGAGAGUAAGUGGGCCGUGCUGGAGACUCUGAUCCAGGAGAAUAAUCUGCUGCAGAGGAGGCUGGAGAACGUGGAGAACCUGCUGAAGAACAGGAACUUCUGGAUCCUGAGACUCCCCCCAGGCACUAAAGGGCUGGUCCCCCAGGUGCCGGUGACGUUCGAUGAUGUCUCAGUGUAUUUCAACGAGCAGGAGUGGGGGAGCUUAGAGGAAUGGCAGAAGGAGCUUUACAAGAAUGUGAUGAAGGGGAAUUAUGAGACUUUGAUCUCGCUGGAUUAUGCCAUUUCCAAGCCUGACAUCUUAGCCCGGAUUGAACAAGGGGAAGAGCCAUGUAUCCGGGAUCAGCAGGACUCAGAGAGAGUAGAAAUCCCUGUGGAGCCUUGCACAGGCCCGGAAUCCCCCAGGUUGACAAGUGACGCUCUGUCAAAGAUCAAACAGGAGGAGGAGCCACAUGUGCAGGAUCAAGGUGCCUUGGAAGAAAGUAAAAUCCCAACAGACCCACCACACUGCAGCCCAGAUGUUCCUCAUGGCUUCCUAUCAGUCCUAACCAACUGCAGGCAGUUAAUCCCUCCCAUCACCCGUCCUUCCUCCGAGUGUUCGGAGGAGUCAGUGAAGCAGAGCCGGUCUCCUCCUCUUCCCUCUGACGAAGUUCUCUGGGGCAGCCGGGGCAGAGUCUGCCAGCAGCGUCGUUCCCUGUCUGCAAUGAGAGAGCUUUGGAACGUGGCUCUUACAGUUCAUGUGGGGUUGAAACUCAUCACUUCAGCUGAUGAUGAGGGGAUUGUGAUCAAAACCGAGGUGCAGCAAGUGGAGGAUGUGCCAGGGAUGUCGCUGGAGAGAGCAAAAGAGGAAGCUGUCCUGGGAUCCUGGGAGCGUGUCCAGGACCCUGGGGAGGAACUUUCUGAAAACCUGCAGGUGCCGGGGACGAUGUUGGGAGGAUUUGAAGAGGAGGAUUUCCAGGAUCCUGGGGAAGUAACAGCCCAGGAGGUUGCAUGCAGCUCAGUAACACAGCAGAGAAGCCACGCAGAGAGCAGGACAGUGACCUCCGCUCACCAGGAUGUGCCCCUGAUCCACCACCAGAGAAAGAGCACUCGAGAGAGACUGUUUGAGUGUACAGUGUGUGGGAAGAGCUUCAGGCUGAAGAUAAAUCUCAUCAUCCACCAGAAGGGCCACGCAGACGAGCUGCUGUACGAGUGCACACGCUGUGGGGAAAGUUUCAGAGCCAAGCAGAAAUUUCUGCUGCAUCUGCGACACCAGACAGCUGCGGGGGCCUGCACGCUCUCUGCUCCUCAGGAACGUUCAGGCCAAGCGGCUCCCCCUGAGUCCCAGCCCCGAAGCCAGACAGAAGACAGUUCCAGCGGUAUCACCAAACGGCUCACGAGGCUGGGUCACAAAUCGAGUCUGAGCAAAUUCCAGCCGCCUCCUGUGCAAAGGACGUACACGUGCAGGGAGUGCAUGGAGCACUUCUCUAAGAGUAGUUGCCUCGUCGUGCACAAAAGGAUGCAUGCCGACCGCAGCAAGGGGUCACUCAUACUGUGUCCAUACUGCAGCAAGACCUUCACCUGUCCCUCUGACCUCAUCCGGCACCAGAGGAUCCACACCGGGGAGCGGCCCUACCAGUGUGCCCAGUGUCACAAAACCUUCAACCGGCACCACCACCUUACGGACCACCAGAAAGUCCACACGAAGAGAGAGAGGCCCUAUCAAUGCAGCGAGUGCGGGAACACCUACAUCCGCAGGCAGCACCUCCUCAAGCACAAACGCAGCCACAGGAAGAAGAAAUCAUAACAGGCGAGAGAGCCGGUCUGCAGAAACACUGAGGGGUCAGCGGGGCAAUCUGCAGGAGGGAGACGCUGAAUGGCUCAACGGCUUCCAGUGUGAAUAGCUGCCUCUGGCCUGCCCACGCUCAAAGCCAGCCAAGCUGGGGGGCUGCGCAGGUGUAGCCAAGGGGAGGAUUGGUCUUUGAUUUUUAAUGAGCUACGGCCAAUUCACCUGGGAGACUAGGGUGUCUGUUGAUUUCACCUUAUCCUGCGAAGGCAAUAAAGGCCAAGCCCUGGUGCGUCAGUGCCGAUGGUAAACCCAGGCGUGACAAUCCAGGCAGAUUUGUUCCUGGAUAAGAGGUUACAAUAAAGUGACUGCACUGCAGCAGGACGUCACGAUCGCAGGAGCAUGAACUGGCAGCAAAUGAAUAUUGAAGUGAAAAGCUCCGGUUUUAAUGGGACAAUACAAAUGGAUGGAGCGUGGCGGGUGGCUUGCAGCAGCGGAUAAGUGACUCCUGUGUUUAGCAGUUAAUAUGUGUCAGUAUUUAAACAGAUUCCAAAGCCGGGUGGGCACAUUGGGGUCACCUGGUCUGACUGCCUGUAUAACACACACCACGUGACUUCGGCUGAAAUAGAGCAACACUUCUUUUUUUUUUUUUUACAAAAUAGCCCCAUCUUGAUUUAAAAUUGUUAAUCACCUGGGAACCUGGGGCUCCACCUUCGGCGGCAGGGCUGGGCUGAGAGGGGAGGGCUCUGCUAUCACUGUGUUACUCACGCGCUGUGAAGCCAGGUGCUAGUUUGCCGGUGCAGGGUCCUAGCCCAUGUGUGCUGCCAGGGCUGUGUGUGGUAAAAGCCGCCAGGGUGGGGGUGGGGCAAGAGGAAAGGAGAGACGUAGAGGAGGGAAGAUGACUGACGAUAGCAAAGAGCAGGGCUGUGUAGAGAUGCGACAAAAGGGGCCAGGCUGGAGGUUCAUAAAACAAGGAAGGGGCAGGAGCAGGUGCCUUGGGUGUACCUGGUCACCCUGAUGGAAGAACAGGGAGCUGCUAAGGGAAAGGCAGAGGCAGCCUCUGGGCAAGGGAAACGUUCCUUUACAAAGCAAUUAGCCCGCGGGACCCCGCGCCACAAGAGCGCUCUGGCGGGGAGGAGGCAUUAGGAUGCAGCGCAGCAGGCAGCCUGUCUCUCAUUUCUGGUUUCCUGGCCCAGGUGUGAGUUCCGGGGAGGCGGCGUUGGCUGGUGAGGGCAGGGGUAGAUUUGGGGAGACAGAAUGAGGGAGCUGCCCUGGCCCCGGAUACAGCCCUGCAGCCCCCGGUUCCCCUUGCUGCCCUGGUACUGACUGGAUUCCCCCGCCCCUGAAGGUGCCAGGAACAGGCUCCGGCCCUGCUGCGCAGCCACCCGCCCUGCCUUGGCCCUGGCCCCGUCCCCAUCAGGCACCACCUGCGCUGCUGGGUCCCAGCGACCUCCUGCCAGGAGGGGCUGCUAGUGUUCUGCUCCCGGGCCCUGGGAGCCAGGGUUCACCUUCAGUAUACUUCUGUGCUAGUGCGAUCUCUGACCAUUACAGUUCAUGAGCUCAGCAGGCAGGCACAGGCAGCAAUGCACUUGUCCUGUUGCCUUGACUGAGAGAGGUUUCUGAUCAAAGGGAGGGUAGAUUUCAGCCAGCUCCUGGGGUAAUAUCUCAUUGGAGAUGAAAGGGCUUGUUCAGAGAGAGAUUCCGAAAUCUGUAGAGUGAAGAUGAGCCAGAUGGGUUUGUCUCCAUGCAGCCAUAUUUUAUUCUCUGGGGGCUCAAUAGCUACUGGGACUAGAUAUCAAGAUGAAUUCCUACUUCUUUCAUCCCAGGAAACAUAGCACAAAAAUUGGGUUGAACCAUUAGUGAUGAUGCUGAAGAAGUUGAAAUCAAAUCUGUAUUGGUUCAUCGUAUGUUAUUCCAGUCUGUUCAAAUUCUCUAUUCUGCCCUGGUCACAUGGCAGCCCCAUUGCUGGUAGUGCCUCACUCCACUCAGCUGUCGGGGUUUUAUAAGCCAGGCAUCGGUAAAAGCUCUGUGGAGGUUGAUGGACUCCAAAAGUUGUUGUUGUAGAGAUGUAAGAAUCAAAUCCGUGUACUUUACUUUUUCAGCUGGCUUAACAAACACUUCUUGUCUUCCUCACUUAAGGAGUCAAUAUAAGCGCCCUAAUUAGCCUUUUCACAUAGUUUGUCAGCAUUGGCUUUGCUGAUCAGUCUGGCAAACCAAGCCCCUCCCCUUUUACUAUAUAAAGCCAUGAUACGCCCACAUCUUGAAUACUGGGUGCA